CGAAAGGGGCACCAAUGCCGCCUCGCAGCCCAGCUCGUUGUCGUUUCUAACAGACAAAUUAGGCAACAGCACCGCCGCCACGGCCUCUAACCUCAGAAGCUUCAUUUCGAAUCGCCUGCCUUCCACUCUGCCUGACACAGGUGCCUGAGAGAGAAAGAAAGAAGUUUUUGCCAGGCCGAGAAGGGGGUGGAAAGAAAGCAAGCGCAUCAGGACCGACUCGCGCGACAGACAGCCCUUCUAGCAAAAUGGCGCGCCAGAUACCGAUCAUCAACAUGGAGUGGAACGAGUUCAAGGAAGUGGCAUGGGCCAAAAUCCAGGAGCCGGCCAACCAGCGUCGGAUCAUCCUGGUGAUCGUGUCGAUCGCGUUGCUACUGGACAACAUGCUGUACAUGGUGAUCGUGCCCAUCAUCCCAGACUACCUGCGCUACACGGGCGCGUUCGGAACGCCAGCGCCCGUGUUGGACGUUAACGGCACGCUGGUACCUGGGCACGGACACGAGGGCCAGGACCAGGCGACAGGCAUCCUUUUCGCCUCCAAGGCGAUCGUGCAGCUGAUGGUGAACCCUUUUUCGGGGGCCCUGAUCGACCGAAUCGGCUACGACAUCCCCAUGAUGAUAGGUCUGACCAUCAUGUUCUUCAGCACGGCGGUGUUCGCGUGCGGCCGCAGCUACGGCACCCUUUUCUUCGCGCGCAGCCUGCAGGGGGUGGGCUCAGCGUUCGCAGACACCGCCGGACUCGCCAUGAUCGCCGACCGCUUCACCGAGGAGGCCGAACGCUCCAAGGCCCUCGGCAUAGCACUCGCCUUCAUCUCGUUCGGCUGCCUGGUGGCGCCGCCGUUCGGCGGCGCGCUCUACCAGUUCGCCGGCAAGGAGAUGCCGUUCCUCAUCCUGGCGUUCGUCUCGCUGGCCGACGGCUUCGGCCUGCUGCUGGUCAUGAAGCCGAUCAAGGAGCAGCUGCGGGACAGCGAGCGGAACAGGCAGCAGUCGACCAUCCCCAUCUGGCGGCUGUUCAUCGAUCCUUACAUCGCCGUGUGCGCCGGCGCCCUCAUGAUGUCCAACGUGGCGCUCGCCUUCCUCGAGCCCACCAUCUCGCUGUGGAUGGAGGACAACAUGACGCAGGAGAACUGGAAGAUCGGCAUGAUCUGGCUGCCGGCCUUCUUCCCGCACGUCAUCGGCGUCAUCAUCACGGUCAAGAUGGCCAGGCAGUACCCGCAGUACCAGUGGUUGAUGGCCUCCAUCGGCCUGGUGAUGGAGGGUCUGUGCUGCUUCAUCAUCCCGUUCAGCACGUCGUACGUCAUGCUGAUGAUUCCCAUCUGCGGCAUCUGCUUCGGCAUCGCGCUGAUCGACACGGCGCUGCUGCCCACGCUCGGCUACCUGGUCGACGUGCGCUACGUCUCCGUCUACGGCAGCAUCUACGCCAUCGCCGACAUCUCGUACUCGCUGGCGUACGCGGUCGGGCCCAUCAUCGCCGGCAGCGUCGUCGAGGCGAUCGGCUUCACGGCGCUCAACAUGGGCAUCGCGUUCGCCAAUUUGCUCUACGCACCGGUGCUGCUCUACCUGAAGGACAUCUACGACUUCAAGCCCUUCCAGAGCGAGGCCAACAUUCUCAUGGCCGACCCACCGGACAAGAAGUAUCAGACCUACGUCAUGCAGGACAGCGUCGUGUCGGCAAACCCCGCCGAAAUCGGCGGAGCCGCCGGCGAGGUCACCAACCACCUCGAGUAUUCGAAGUACCAGGAGACAAACGUGGACAACAACAGCGCGGCGUACGACAACUACCAGCAGGGCUACCAACAACAGUACGUCCCUCCGCCCCCACAGCAGCAGCAGCGGCCUCCGCCACCUCAACAACCGCAGCCGCAGUCGGCCAGGGACACGAAUCCAUUCAGAACUGGGGUAAGUGAGCAGCCACCGCCGCUAGAUUCGGCCAGUAAAAAUCCCUUCAGACAGGGUUUCAACUACUAAGCCAGGUCGACGACGAGAUUAAUAAAAAAAAAAUGAUUUUUAUACGGCCGCCUGCCGAUUGCUGGCGAGUUUUGUGUUUCUGUCACGUCUGAGUGUAUGAGUGUGACCUUCUCUAACUCACAACCUUGUCUCAUCCUAGUUCUUUUCGGAAGAAACUGAUUUUAAAUAAUUAGAGUCAUACGAAUGUUACACGGAGAUGGGUAAUAAAUUUAAAAAUACAGCACUGCCAUUAUUGACAUGCAGAGGAUAGUUAUUAUUGAGAAAAGAAUGAGCAGUGCUCGCAACCGGUUAAAUUCUAGUUAAAUUUUCGAUUCACACCGUUCUGUUGGCCUAUUAUUAUUGUAAAAUUAUUUAUGGAUGUUAUACUGUAGGGCUCCUAGUCGCACAGGUUAUCUACUUAGCGCACGUAAAUGCAUAAUAUAAAGUGUUACUGAACGAUCGAUCUAUUUUCAAUUGUUAUAAUUCUGUGAUAAUAAUGUUCUGGCAGAGGGAUUUCGAAGGUUUGUUCAUUACGAGCGAUGCCAGAUAGAUAUUUGAGGGAGGUGUGUAAAAUCAACUAACCUGUCUUCGGUUUCAAAACCGUCAAAGAAACAACCAAGAUCAUAAACAUAUCAAGCAUCCACGUCAAGUGGUGCGACCGUAGAUUUAACUAAUGUAUAAAAGUGAAGCGCGGGGAGCCUCUCCGCCUUCACGUGCGCGUAACAUGAAUUUUGAUUGAAAAUUACUAGAGACUGUAAAUUAGUGUUAGACGUGUGCAUGUCUGACUGAUUGCGAGUCCGACGACCAAAACGGAAAUAUAUACGAGUCCAAGGAGGAAUGCGUGCGAAUGCGAAUGCCCUGUGUCGUCUAACUCAUCGUAGAAUGCCUAAAUUAUAUCGCGCAUUAUAAUAGUAGAAAAGCUGUUGAAGUGUUCGUCUGAAUUGUAAUUAAAACUAUAACCGUUGAUUAAGUGAGUGCGAGAAUGUUACGAAAAUCGCACUGUUAUUCAAUUAAGCAUCAAUACGAAAAAAAGAGCGAGCGAGUGAGCGUAGGAAGCUGUCUGUUAUCAAAAUCUUUAGUCACGUUAAUCUCUUUAACAAUUUUGCAAGUGUCUUAAACAGAAUAUUACGACGACCUAUAAUUAUAUCGCAGCAAAAAUGCUUCUGUUUGUUUCUCACACAUUGUUUUAUAAUUUCCAUUUAGGUGUGAGCGAGUGUGAAUGCUACAUUUAAUGAACAAAAUACAAAUUGUGUUGGCGUCGACAUUUUUCACGAAUCAGCGUCUUUUGAGAAAAAAAAAUCAGAAUUUUUGCUUUGAAUGUGAAAUUCUCUAACGUGGUUGGAAACAAUGUCUUUGCCAAAACGUAUACUCUCCUAAUCUACAUGUCUAAACGCACUGUAACCGAAUUACAAGAAAAAGAAAGUUACUGUAUGUAUAAUUUGUAGCGGAUAAUCGCUGUAACGAGAAUUCCAACGGAGAGCAUAUCAAAUAAUGUAAAACUAUCGCGGAGGUAUCAAAAGACGAAAUUUGCUCAGUGUGCAGUGAAGAUAAUUAUUGUUAUUGUUGCAAGCAUACUAUACAUACAUAUUAUAAACACAAACACACUCACACGCAGGAGGUAAACCCAGACACGAUUCCUUUGCAAUUUGUUAGUUUGAACAGAAGAGGCGGGAGUUUGUGUAAAUAUAAAAGAGUAAAAAUAAAUCUCCCGGGAAAUCGGAUGCUGCGCCUUGGUUUUUGGUUCAAGAUAAAAAAUAAAUAAAAAGUAGUCUGUCACACACUCGAAAGCAAUAAACAGAUUAUGUAUCUGGGCGAUUAGAGCAAAUUUGAUUAAAUGAGAGAGGAUGCUGCGCGCGAGCAAGAAGGGCGUGAGGCGAAUACAAAACACAUCGUGAAUGAGGGAGGGAUCCGUUGUAGACGAGUCGAUAAACAAAAAGCAAAAUAAACAUGUAUAUGUAAAUAAACGAGAGGAAAAAACGAAA
Molecule: messenger RNA, 3925 nt
Organism: Cloeon dipterum
Lineage: Eukaryota; Metazoa; Arthropoda; Insecta; Ephemeroptera; Baetidae
Product: vesicular acetylcholine transporter-like
Exons: 2
Coding region: 246-1964 (572 amino acids)
Biological process (GO): transmembrane transport; acetylcholine biosynthetic process; xenobiotic transport
Cellular component (GO): neuron projection; membrane; terminal bouton
Molecular function (GO): choline O-acetyltransferase activity; acetylcholine transmembrane transporter activity; xenobiotic transmembrane transporter activity
Source: RefSeq, a predicted model, not a curated record